AUGACUCUUAGAUUGGGCACGAUCCUCGUUCUCGACUUUGGCUCCCAAACGAGUCAUCUGAUCCUGCGUCGGCUCCGGUCCCUCGGCGUCUUCGCCGAGCUGCUUCCCUGCACCACCAAGAUCGCUGAUCUGACAUGGAAGCCCAAGGGAAUUGUGUUCUCAGGAGGUCCUGCCUCCGUCUACGAUGAGCACUCGCCCCAUGUUGAUCCCGCUGUCUUCGACUUGAACGUCCCUAUCUUGGGUAUUUGCUAUGGUUGCCAGGAGAUCGCGUGGCGGGUGAACCCCAAGAAUGUUGCCCGUGGAGAGACCCGCGAGUACGGCCACGCCGACGUCAAGAUCACCAAGGUUAACAGCAACGUCGAUCGACUGUUCGCCGGACUCGGAGAGGAGGUCCCCGUCUUCAUGUCCCACUACGACAAGCUCGUUACCCUCCCCGAGGGUUUCGUCGUCGUCGGUGCCACUGAUCACUCCGAGUACGCUGGUAUCGCUCACCAGGAGAAGCCCAUCUUUGGUGUCCAGUUCCACCCCGAGCUUGAACACACCCCCUGUGGAACCGAUAUCCUCCGCAACUUCAGCAUUGAUAUUUGUGGAGCUCAGGCCAACUGGGUUAUGGGCGACUUCGUCCAGCUCGAGAUCGCUCGCAUCCGCGAGCUUGUUGGUGACCGUGCGCUUGUCCUCGGUGCCGUCAGUGGAGGUGUCGACAGCACUGUCGCUGCCGCUCUUAUGCGUGCCGCUAUUGGAGAUCGCUUCAAGGCCAUCCUGAUCGACACAGGCUGUAUGCGUCUGAACGAGUGUGAAGAAGUCAAGCAGACGCUCGGCAAGCACCUUGAAAUCAACCUCACAGUGGUCGAUGCUGGAGAGUUGUUCAUGUCCCGUCUUGCAGGUGUUUCUGACCCCGAGAAGAAGCGAAAGAUCAUCGGAUCCACUUUCAUUGAUCUGUUUGAAGAAGAAGCUAUCAAGAUUGAGAAGGCCGCAGAGAACACCCCCAACACCGGAAAGGUGGAAUGGUUCUUGCAGGGAACAUUGUACCCCGAUGUUAUUGAAUCUCUGAGCUGGCGCGGACCUUCCGCCACCAUCAAGACUCACCACAAUGUUGGCGGUCUUCCCGAGCGCAUGAUGAAGGGCGUAAGUCGAAGUACCCCAAGAAUGUUUAAUCCCUUUUUUUGUACUAACGUACAUGGCCCAUCUAGCAAGGGUUGCGUACUUCUCUUCAAGGAUGAAGUCAGAGCAAUUGGUCGCCAGCUUGGCAUCCACGAGGACCUCGUGAACCGACACCCCUUCCCCGGUCCCGGUAUCGCCAUCCGUAUCCUCGGUGAUGUUACCCAGGAGCGAGUCGAGAUUGCCCGCAAGGCCGACCACAUCUUCAUCAGCAUGAUUAAGGAAGCUGGUCUUUACAACCAGAUUUCUCAAGCCUUUGCUGGUCUUGAUACUAACCGCAGUGUUGGUGUUUUCGGUGACCAGCGCGUCUGGGGAUACAUCGUCAUCCUGCGCGCUGUCCAAACCAAGGACUUCAUGAGCGCCGAUAUCUUCGACUUCGACAACGCCUUCCUGAAGAACGUUUCGCGCACCAUUUGCAACCAGGUUGAUGGUGUUUCCCGCGUUGUAUACGACCUGACCUCCAAGCCCCCUGGCACCAUUGAGUUGGAGUAA
Penicillium olsonii is the source of this 1650-nucleotide messenger RNA. The record is from the annotation of a GenBank genome assembly. NCBI's taxonomy places the organism in Eukaryota, Fungi, Ascomycota, Eurotiomycetes, Eurotiales, Aspergillaceae.